GAGCCGCGGAGAGGCGCGGGGAGAGCCAUGCGGGACUACGAGGAGGUGGCCGCCUUCCUGGGCGAAUGGGGCCGCUUCCAGCGCCUCGUCUUCUUCCUGCUCAGCGCCAGCAUCGUCCCCAACGGCUUCAACGGGAUGUCGGCCGUCUUCUUAGCCGGCACCCCCGCGCACCGGUGCGCCGUGCCCCGCGGCGCCAACCUGAGCGGCGAGUGGCUGAACGCCAGCAUCCCGCUGGAGCUGCGCGGCGGCCGGGCGGAGCCGAGCCGCUGCCGCCGCUACCGCCUGGCCGCGCUCGCCAACUUCUCGGCGCUGGGGCUGCGGCCCGGCUCCGACGUGGAGCUGGGAGAGCUGGAGCAGGAGCCGUGCCUGGACGGCUGGGAGUACAGCCGAGACGUCUACCGCUCCACCAUCGUCACCGAGUGGAACCUGGUGUGCGAGGACGACUGGAAAGUGCCGCUGACGACGUCCCUGUUCUUCGUGGGCGUCCUCAUCGGCUCCUUCAUCUCGGGGCAGCUCUCGGACAGGUUUGGCAGGAAGAGCAUCCUCUUCUCCACGAUGGCCGUGCAGACGGGCUUCAGCUUCCUGCAGAUCUUCUCCACCAGCUGGGAGAUGUUCACAGUGCUCUUCCUCAUAGUGGGGAUGGGGCAGAUCUCUAACUACGUGGUGGCCUUCAUACUGGGCACAGAAAUUCUUGGCAAAUCAGUUCGUAUUAUAUUCUCUACGUUAGGAGUUUGCAUAUUUUUUGCAAUUGGCUACAUGUUGCUGCCACUGUUUGCUUACUUCAUCAGAGACUGGCGGAUGCUGCUGCUGGCGCUCACCGUCCCGGGGCUGUUCUGCGUCCCGCUCUGGUGGAUCAUUCCUGAAUCCCCUCGGUGGCUGAUGUCCCAGGGAAGAUAUAAAGAGGCAGAAGCUAUUAUCCGAAAGGCUGCAAAAAUAAAUGGCAUUCCAGCCCCGGCUGUGAUUUUCGACACCGCGGAGAUGCAGGAUUCGAAGCCUCAGCAGCAGCAGAAGGCUAUCCUUCUGGACCUAUUUCGAACCCGAAACAUUGCAACUAUUACUAUUAUGUCAUUACUUUUGUGGUUUUUCACAUCAGUUGGUUACUUUGGCCUCUCCCUUAACACUCCAAACCUGCAUGGCAAUGUCUACAUCAACUGCUUCCUCCUGGCGGUUGUUGAAGUCCCAUCCUACGUGAUCGCCUGGCUUCUCCUCCGCUUCCUGCCUCGGCGCUACUCAAUAGCUGGCACCUUGUUUUUAGGGGGUGGCGUCGUCCUCUUCAUCCAGCUUGUUCCUACAGAUUACAGUGCCCUGUCUGUUGGCCUGGUGAUGCUCGGAAAAUUUGGCAUCACAUCUGCGUUUUCAAUGCUUUAUGUCUACAAUGUGGAGCUCUACCCAACAUUGGUCAGAAACAUGGCAGUCGGAGCUACAUCCACGGCUUCCAGGCUGGGCAGCAUCAUUGCUCCUUACUUCGUUUACCUGGGUGCCUACGACAGAAUCCUACCAUAUAUCCUCAUGGGAAGCCUGACUGUGCUGAUAGGGAUCCUUACCCUGUUCCUCCCAGAGAGCUAUGGAAAUUCUCUGCCUGAGAGCUUUGAACAAAUGCUGAAGGUGAAAUGUUUCAGAAAUGGGCAACAAACCACUGGAGCUAGGAAUUCCAAGAAGAGUCCUAAAAUUCUGGUAACACCAAUGUGAAGACGGAUGCAUGCUCUCUGUGGGGCUGAAAGAAGAACAAGAUCCUCAAAAUGCAUUUCCUGCCAGAGGGAAACAAAACCCAACAGUCAGUGCUGCCACACCAUAGUUAUUAUCCCCUGUGCUGCUGUAGCUAAAUACCUAGUUUACUGAACAGACGCUGUCUGCUCACGUAGGACUCUUAGUUUGUGAUUGUGUCCUGAUUCCUGGCAGGAAUACAGCUAUGACUCUACUCGGUCAUGUACUCAAUGAAAGCUGCUAAAAGAAAAAAGAAGGUAGCAAAUGUAAUACUGGUGGUUUUUCUUGCUGUGUGCAUUGACUGGAUGAAGGGGAGCUGGGUGUCUGUCACUGAACAUCUCAGCACACGUAUCUAAAGGAAAGAUCCCAGCCUCAUUUGAAACCUGUAACCGAAGCCUGAUAGUCUAGGUGGAAUCUGAGUUUAGCUGUAGCAAAGCACAUGUAGACGUCACUGAAAUAACAUUUUUGUUUAAAAACCGUAAUAUAAAUAACAUUAUUGUUUAAAAAACAGUAACAUUUUUUAAACAAGACAGAGUAGCUUUUGAUGUGUGUUUCCCAGGACCCGGAAUCCACAUUUGAUCCACUCAUCCCUGUAAAAGCUGAUGUUUUUUCAUAAAGCCUAAGCCUGCUGAAAUCACUGGGCUUCAUGAAUGUUCCGUGUAAGGACUCUAGCUUGCUGACCCACUUCUGAUGGGCCGUGCCCACUUUCCAAUGAAACAAAGACUUUAGCAAGUAAGUGAUCCUAUUCAAAUAUGCACUGCAGUUUUAGCUUUGGGAGUUUUCAUGGUAUAUUGACACAAGCAGCUUUUUGAAUCUUUUUGUCUUUUUUUUCAAAGCAUUUCAUUUCUCUUUUGAAUAUACACUACACUGUGCUUUACCUUCAGAGAAAGCUCAUCUCAGUUUUUAAAGCCUCUGCAAAAACCUUUGUACCAUUUACAAAUUUAAAGGGGAUUUGAUGCUUGCAAAAACCUGUGUUCUGCACAGUUGUUGUUUACCUGCAGCUAUUAAGAACUCAAAAGAGCCGAUUUGGGACCACAGAUUUUUUUUCAAAACAAAGAAUGCCAACAAAGCCAGUAUUUUAUUUUUCAAAUCCUACAUGUUAUAUAUGCAUUUUUUUUAAAGUUCAGCAAAGCUAGGUGAGAUGAAAAGUCACAUGUAGUAGAGCUUAGACUUGUGCUACUACUGUUUUAUGAACACUACAUAGUUUAAAAAAAAAUCCUAUUUAUUGGUUGUGCAUGGACUUGUUGGCCACAUAAAGUCUGUCAGCCUAGCCAGACUACCUAGAACAGGUAGACUGAUUUUUAUCAUUUAUAAAUAACUAUCAGCCAUGAUUCACAUUCUGUAAGGGCCAAGAAAAGCACCAUCUCAUCUCUUAUUGUGAAAAUUCAUGGCAAUUUGUCUUGUGCUGGCAUUUGGUGCAGAAGUGAGGACCUCCCUCUAAGUUCAAGCACAUAUAUAAAGCUUUAUAACAUUUAAAUGCAAGCAACUUGUGCAAUCAUUUCAAGCUGCUCUUUGGGAUGUGGAAAUUCUACUUACUUUAAUAUUAAUUUUCUGUAGUCAUGCUUUUGCCACAAAUGUAACGUGGCAUAAGGCUGAUGACCUCAGAUGUUCUCAUCCCUUCUCAAACUGGAAUUUCUUUAAUGACAACAGUAUUUAAUCUUGUCUUUACUUAUUACAAAGUUCAUCUCUAGAAUAGCUGUUUAGACAUAACUAGAUUUCUGAACAAAACCUUUAUAUCAGCGUAUGACAGCUUUGAGGACUUAGUUAAAUAUAGGUGGCUUUAUUUUUAUGAAGAUUUUUAUAUUAAGUUCAUACUUAUUUUAUGUGAUUGUAGGCUUAGGUAUUUCUAAAGGUAAAUAUUUUUAUAUUCUUAAACUUUGUAGUAUCUUAAAACCUAAUUUUCAUUUUUUAAAUAAGAAAAAGGAUUGUGAUUUUUUAAAAUACCUUGUUUUAAUCAGUUUUAUUUUUCCUGCUUAUGCCAUUCAUCCAAAGCUGGUGUCACAGUUUAAUAUUGGCAGAUUUAAAAAAAAAAAUCCUAUGUGAAUGGAAUGCACCUCUACAAGAAUGUGUUGUUGUUAUAAGGACUUACUGUGUUGGAGCACAGUCAAAACAAGAAAAGGAGAUUGCUUCAGCUGAUGUAGUUACUAAAUUUUUAAUUGUACAGCUGAAGAAAACAGCAUCGGUUUAAUAGCUGUUGGUAGGAAAUAAAUGUGUUGCUGGUGAGCAAUUUAAGACUUUCACUGCAAUCUUUAGCGAGUUUUCUGUGUCAGACAUGCAGUGGGGCUCAUGAUGGGACCUGCAUGCUCACGUGCAGUUGGGAGAUGUAUGUAUGGCUCUGACCCGGAGACGGGAGGGAAGCACAACUGGAUCUCUCCCAUUGAUUGCACUAUGCCUCAGCUCUCUCCUCUGUCACAUUUACCUGGUUCUGUCUGUGUAACCUCUUAUCUUCAGUAAGAUCUGACACGGGCUUAUUGGAUGUGUUAAAACAUGUAUACAAAUGUAGUAGUUGUUGCUUGGUACCUGCUGUCUUUAUUGUAAUAAAAAUGUGCACUGGCAUUGUG
Molecule: messenger RNA, 4265 nt
Organism: Cygnus atratus (black swan)
Lineage: Eukaryota; Metazoa; Chordata; Aves; Anseriformes; Anatidae
Product: solute carrier family 22 member 4-like
Exons: 10
Coding region: 28-1689 (553 amino acids)
Biological process (GO): carnitine transport; transmembrane transport
Cellular component (GO): membrane
Molecular function (GO): ATP binding; transmembrane transporter activity
Source: RefSeq, a predicted model, not a curated record